Messenger RNA from Postia placenta MAD-698-R-SB12, 945 nucleotides. RefSeq lists its product as hypothetical. The coding region runs from base 1 to 945 and encodes 314 amino acids. The record is from RefSeq and is a predicted model, not a curated record. The transcript has 7 exons. NCBI's taxonomy places the organism in Eukaryota, Fungi, Basidiomycota, Agaricomycetes, Polyporales, Adustoporiaceae.
AUGUCGGAGGCACUGUCAGAAAAGGUCGUUGAAGAGAUCUUUGAACUCAAGCAAGUGAAAAUUAUCGCAUCUACCGAGCUUCGUAGGACUUACCUGCAUGCCAUGGUGCAAUGUACUCCGUUCCCUGAGCCCUUCUCAUUCUAUCUUGAAGUGGUGGCUGCCCUGCGUGUACAUGCUGUGACCGGGCGCAGCUGGCACUGGGUAUUGCCAGUCUGGCUCCUUGGUAUAGUGCCCAUAGGCACUAACAUAUGGCGCAUGACCCAAGAGACAUUGGCUGUCGUUCCUCAACUUGGGUGUAUGAGCAGCGUGUCGAUCUCUGAAGCAAUAAAUAAUAUGUAUGUGGAUUGCAUUGACUUGGAUACUCGUGCAUCUGUGGUUGUCUCGGACAUCCUCGUAGUUUCAGCGACCUGGUACUACAUUAGCCAUAUAAAUUCUGUGAGAACACAGCUGGUACGUGAUAUGUGGGCUUCCAGGCCCAAUCUCACGACUGUCAUGUUCCGGGAUGGUAAGUACCAAAUCAUCUCGCUGCUCAAUGUUGUUGACCUUGUCUUGACCACUAUCACUAUCGGCGGUGUGCGUUCUUUCUACAUGACGGAUAUUACAAGUUUAAUUACAGUGAUGUCGAGCAUCUUAAUCUGCCGCUUCCUCAUCUGCAUCCGCGAGGCUGCCGAGCGCUCAACACAGGCACUCGGCUCACAAUCUCUAUCCUUCGUCGAUUCGCAAGGCAGCCCUUCCCCACAACCCUGGCUCUCUAGUGUAGAGUUUGCUUCAGACAUCGCCAACCACUCUGCAGAGGAUGGUCUUGCGGAUGCUUUCCCCGAUCUCGAUGACAACGGCGACCACUUGGACUCAGGAGCCGGAGAAGACGCGCGGAUACCCGAAGAUGAGAAUGGGAUUGAAAUGGACAAGUACGCGUCAGGUGGACAGCAAUCUCCUCUAGCGUGA